CUUUUCUUCCUAAUUUUUGGAAAUCUCCUGUGAGAGAUAUCCUUCAAGAUUCAGAUCUCCAAGCUAUGGAAAGCAGAGCUGGGAAUGUGACAUUACUGCUGUCUAGCAUACUGUUUUGCUAAAAUAGCAUAGAAAUGAGAGUUGUUGAACAUGCUAGCUCGAGUUCACAAUUCUUUUUUUCCUUUCAGAUCACUGAGAGAAUAAUUGUGUUGUUUGUCGUGAUCAACAGUCAGGAAGAAGUUCAAGGGAAAUACAUUGUGUGUGUUUUAUUUUUCCUUUGGAAUUUAUUAGAUGUGGUCAGGUACACUUACAACAUGUUGGCAAGGAUGGAAAUACACUACUUACCACUGACGUGGCUGAACUUCUCACUGUGCAUCCUGCUCUAUCCACUUUCAGUUCUGGCUAAAGCAUUUGCGAUCUGUGUAUCACUGCCUUAUUUUGAAACCUUUGGCACAUACUCCGUCAAGCUGCCAUUUCCAUUUGCCUUCUCAGUGUACUUCCCCUAUGUUCUGAAAAUGUACCUGCUAGUGCUAUUUACAGGUAUGUGCUUUAUUAUCCGGAACCUCUUCUCAGAAAGGAAGGCUCACCUAGAGACAGGCAACUCCAAAAAGAAAAGAAGCUAAGCUGAUACUUUGUUUUGAAAUAUGAAAUUUCUUCCCAGAGGGCUAGUACAUGUCAUAGGCAGAAAAAAAGAGACAAAGAUUUUCCAUGCAUGUUUGCCUGCACAUUAUCCAGCUGUGAUGAAUAUUCAGAAAAGAAACAUCUCUAGUGCUCCUCAAAAAUGGAGCAGUUUGAAAUAACUUGUUACUUUUGAAAGUUUUGACUUCAAAUGUCAGGAUUUUUUAAAAAUGAAUAUUUUUCUAAUAAAAGAGGACUCAAGAAAAAAAAAUACAGAAGAAUGCCUUUACCACAGUUAAACUAACAACCCUUAUUUUGGUGUUAAUUCUUGCCUCAUCAUCAUCAGGUAACAACAACAACAACACUUACUGUAUUAUAUUAAGCAAACAUGUAUGUGCCUCCUAUAUAUAAAUUGGCUAUAAUGGGGAUCUCUCAAACAGCUGAAGCUGGAAGCAUCCUAUGAGAUUCAUAUGCUGAUUGCCUCAGACAUUCACAAAAGACCCCUGACCUUCUGGCCCAUUCUGCCAAAGGGAUUCCAGCAAAGUAAACCAUAAGGGCAAAUGAUCAGGUACUUGGGUACUACAUAUCCAAGAAAAGCUUAUCAUCACUGUGCUGGUAGAUGCUGAGAACCUUUUUCAUUGAUGUGAUUUUUCUUCCAUGCUGAACAGCAAACAGAUAAGCAAUAGAAGUGUGAGUUGAUAGUGUGAAGAUACUGACCAUCAAAAAAGUCACAUGCAAAAUUCUACCAGUUUUACUUAAGUUCACUGCCACUUUUACUUCUAUUGGACUACUUGUGAGAAAGCAACCAGAGCAUAGUCUUUUGAAUUUGGGAGUCACGAACAGAUAGCAGCCCAGGAAACCUCAUAAAAAGGAGAAAACAGACUGCUGCAGAAUAAACUGCAUAGGAACAUUUCUUAUGUUUCAUCCAUAUUGCCUAUCACCUGCAUUUUACUUCAUGAAGAUGGGGGAGAAAACUGAGGCUUGUUUUUUUUUCUUAAGCUUGAAUGAAAACUGGGCAAAUGAUGGAAGAGCUAAAGGGGAAAUUAACACUUUCAUAUUACAAAGAGGCUGUUAGUAUAACUUUCUAAACCAUGCUCUUAUGAGGGUGUUCAAACUAUUCUAAGUAGCAGCCAAGUGAGACUGGUCUUGACCUGCUAUGAUUUUUAUUUAAUAUAUGUGGCAGACAACGCCUGCAGACUGUUGUGACCACUGGGAUACAUGCAAACCAUAAGCAACGGGAUCCUACAUGAAGUAGUUUAAUGGGGACCAUGGAUAGUUUGAAAGCACUGCAGACACGAGUUAGUAAUUUGGAUGUUGUUACAGACAACUUCCAGAGGUACUUUCACUUUGGACUUCUGCCUGACCCAAACUACUCCAAAUGCAGACAGUCUGCAUAAGGAAAAGGAUAAGCAGCUGAAAGUUGAUGGCAACUUCAAAGGACAGAGCUGAAACAGGAACACUUCACAAUCGAAUGACACUGCAAUAUGCAAAGUGAAACACGGACUUCUCCCCUCUUGGAGAUUCAAUCGAAUGCAUUUGAUCUAAAACCAGAGUUAAUAGUAUAGGAAGGAUGUGGAGCUGUUGGAGUGGGUCCAGAGGAGGGCCAUGAAGGCAGUCAGAGGGUGGAAGAACCCCUCUUAUGAAGAGAGGCUGAGGGAGCUGGGCUUUUUCAGCCUGGAGAAGAACAGGUUCUGGGGAAACAUCAUUGCAGCCUUCCAGUACCUCGGGGAGCUUGUAAGCAAGAGGAGACAGACUCUUUACAUGGUCUGAUAGGGAUAGGACAAAGGAGAUUGGCUUUAAAGUAGAGGGGAAUAGACUUGUGUUAGAUGUUAGAAAGAAAUUCUUAGACUACUCAGAGGGUGGUGAGGCACUGGCACAGCUGCCUAGAGAAGCUGUGGAUUCUCCAUCCCUGAGGGGGCUCAAGGCCAAAUUGGGUGGGGCCCUGGGUAGCCUGGGCUGGUGGGAGGCAGCCUUGCUCACAACAGGGGGUUGGAACUGGAGAAUCUUCAAGAUCCCCUCCAACUAAUUAUUCAGUGACUCUGUAGGAGGAAACAUGACAUCUUAUAUUGGGUUUAUGCAGCACAAGGGAAGGUGCAUGGAUGGCUUCUGUAAGAAGAGGCCCACAGUUGUGACCUGGCCAGAGGGCUGGUAUGAGAUGACUCCAAAACAGCUGCCACAGGACACCAAUGAGCUAUUAACAUUGUGAGUAGCGCUUCUGUGAAAAUGUUAUUUAAGAAAAUGUUAAAAACACUGCACACUAGCUGUGAGGGAAAGGAGUGAAAAUAUGUGAGAAGCAGCCCUGUGGGUGCCAAGGACAGUGCAGCAGGAGGUGCUCCAGGCACAGAGCAGAACUCCAAAUGCAGCAAUGAAGUAUUGCAGCAGUGGAUGUGGACUUCUUGAAAAAGCCAUGGAAAUACUGGAGCAGCCUUUUCUAGAUGGCCUCUACACCACAAUGAAGACAUAUGCUGGAACAGCUCUUGAAAUACUACAGUGCAUGAGCAGGGCCUGCACCAGUGCAGAUGCUGAAGGAGGGAUCUCACACCAGUGCAGGGAUGCAGUAUGAGAAGAAAGCAGUAGAAAAGACAAAGUGUUAUCAUAAUCCCUAUUUCCCACCCCUCCGACAGCAAUUAAGAAUUGAAGUUGAGCAUGUAGGAGGGAAUGUUUUUGUAUUUGUUUAUAACCACAGUAUGUUCAUUUGGCAAUAAACUGAUCUUUACCUGA
Meleagris gallopavo (turkey) is the source of this 3339-nucleotide messenger RNA. It is a transcript of the gene HACD4, whose product is annotated as 3-hydroxyacyl-CoA dehydratase 4. The record is from RefSeq and is a predicted model, not a curated record. Gene Ontology annotation, cellular component: endoplasmic reticulum membrane. Gene Ontology annotation, biological process: very long-chain fatty acid biosynthetic process; fatty acid elongation; sphingolipid biosynthetic process. Gene Ontology annotation, molecular function: 3-hydroxyacyl-CoA dehydratase activity. NCBI's taxonomy places the organism in Eukaryota, Metazoa, Chordata, Aves, Galliformes, Phasianidae.